Molecule: messenger RNA, 1467 nt
Organism: Anthonomus grandis grandis
Lineage: Eukaryota; Metazoa; Arthropoda; Insecta; Coleoptera; Curculionidae
Gene: Dph2
Product: 2-(3-amino-3-carboxypropyl)histidine synthase subunit 2
Exons: 6
Coding region: 79-1443 (454 amino acids)
Biological process (GO): protein histidyl modification to diphthamide
Molecular function (GO): 2-(3-amino-3-carboxypropyl)histidine synthase activity
Source: RefSeq, a predicted model, not a curated record
ACACCAGACACUUCCAUUGUAAGAAAAAAAACUGUUUACGAUUAGUCAGUCCUGUUACCUGCUAAUGGUUUAAAUAUAAUGGAAAAUGCCCCUCAGUUAUAUUCUUCCCAUAAUUGGGCUGAAAAAACUGUGGACAGCACACGCGUGAACACCCCACCGUCUAAACUGGACGAAAUCUACGACAUUCAAAAGUGCGUUGCAUGGAUUAAAGAGAAUAACUUCCUAAAAGUUUGUCUACAAUUCCCGGAUCAUUUAUUACCCGACUCAUCGGACGUAGCUUUAAAAUUGCAACAGUUACUGGGCCAAACAGUUUACAUAUUAGGCGACACAGCUUAUGGAAGUUGUUGCAUCGAUUAUGUAGCUGCUGCCCAUAUUAAUGCAGACUCAAUAAUUCAUUAUGGACCCACAUGUUUGUCUAAAAGCUCAGAUAAUAUUCCACACAUGAACGUUUAUGAAAAACUACAUUUAAAUACUGCUGAGCUUAAAAGUGCCUUAAGUAAAAUUUAUGAGGAUAUCAUAGGGGAUGUUUGUUUAGUUUUAGAUGAUGGAUAUGUGCAUUUUUAUGAUUCCAUUUUACAAGAGUUUGCAGACUUAGAAAGGUUAUUGGUGAAAGAAGUUAAUCAGUUUACAAACCUGGACAAUAAAUCUGUAAUUUUUAUUACCAACAAUCAAAGAAAGUUGAUGAACUUUGCCUUAAGCAUGAAAAUCAAUUCUCUGUAUUAUUAUGACCCGCCAGACAUAAAACCAUAUGAGUCUGACCAAAGAAUUAUUAAAAGAAGAUAUUUUCUAAUGGAGAAAAUUAGGGAUGCAAGCACUAUAGGGAUUGUUAUAGGCACCCUGGGGGUGAAAAACUACCUGGAAGUAAUAGAGAGAUUGAAAAGGAUAAUUGAAAAGAGAGGGAAAAAGUAUUAUUUAAUUAGUGUCGGUAAGCCUACUGUGGCCAAAUUAGCAAAUAUAGGAGAAGUGGAUGUUUAUGCCAUAAUAACUUGUUCCAUGAAUGAAAUUUAUGACAGCAGGGACUUUUAUAAGCCAAUAGUUACCCCUUACGAUGUAGAAAUGGCUUUGAACUUUAUGGAUUUAAUCUCCAAUAACAUACAAUUCUCUUAUGACUAUAACAGUUACCUAAGCCAUUUGGGCGAUAUACCCAAUAUAGAAAAUACAUCACAGGAGUCCGAUGUUAGUCUUUUAACUGGUAAAGUGAGGUCCUUUGUACCAGAACCUGUAAAAGAAAGCCUCCAAAACAGCACUGAAAUAGCCCUAAAAACCGAAGGAACUGUAGCCCUAAAUAGCAAUUAUGGUGCUGGAUAUUUAAGUGAAAGAUCUUGGAAGGGUUUGGAGCAAAAUUUAGGACAAAGUGAGGUUAAGUUGGCCGAGGAAGGAAAGACUGGUUUGGCGCAAGGUUAUGAUAACGAGAAGAUUUUGUUAGGAUUAAAUGUUGAAUAAAGUUGUGAGGUUAUGUUUUUUAAA